Molecule: messenger RNA, 1155 nt
Organism: Mercurialis annua (annual mercury)
Lineage: Eukaryota; Viridiplantae; Streptophyta; Magnoliopsida; Malpighiales; Euphorbiaceae
Product: E3 ubiquitin-protein ligase ATL41-like
Exons: 1
Coding region: 163-837 (224 amino acids)
Source: RefSeq, a predicted model, not a curated record
AGCCCCAUUUCAAACACAAUUUCCACAAAUUCACACAUUAAUCAAAUUUAAACAAGUUAACGGCUUAAAUAGCAAAUUUCAAAAUCCACAAGUAACAUUCUACACAUUUCAUAAAUCCAUAAAAACCCUAAUUUAUUUCAUUACCAUACACACAAACAAACCAUGACGGACGACGACGAUAAUAAUAAUGAAUUCGGCGUUAGCCGGAAAAUAAUGAUCGCGUCGAUCUUCUCAUUAUUCGCGGUGGUGAUGCUCAUUAUAUUUCUUCAUCUUUACGCUAGAUAUCUACAAAGACGCCAAGUAACGCGACGACGUGAAGCUAUUCAACGACUCACAAGCCAAAUCGCGCCGGAAAUUGCGAAUUUCUCCGUUGAAGAACCUAAACUAGGGCUUGAUCCUUUGGUCAUAGCUUCAUUUCCGUCGUUUAAAUACAAAAACCAAACCGACAAGUUACUUGACGAUCACGGCGAGUGCUCCGUUUGUUUGGCUAACGUAGUGGAUGGUUCUUUGGUUAGGGUUUUACCUAACUGUAAGCACAUGUUUCAUGCAGAGUGUAUUGAUAUGUGGCUCGGGUCACAUACUACGUGUCCUAUAUGUCGAGCUGCGGUUGAACCGACUGUUGGGGUUCAGCUUGAGGAGCGAGUGGUUCAACAACCGUCGGCUCCGCCGUUGCAGGAGGGGAAUACGUCGUCGUUUCGUGGUAAUGGGCCUGAGAUGGAGAAGGGUAGUGGGUCAGCUGGCUCGCGGUUCGGGUCGUUUAGAUGGAUGGUUUCUAGGGAUAGAUCGUCUAGGGCUAGAGAUGAAAUUUGUGUGCAAGAUUUGGAAAGUCGACAGUGAGUAAUUAUUUAAUAUUAAUUUUUGGUCUAUAUUUGUUAUUUUUUAGUUUUUUAAUUGGAUUGAAAAUGAUAUCAUAUGAAAGUUCAAUUUUCUGGGACUGUAUUAUAAUGAUUCUGUACCGUGUUAAAUUGCCGGUGAUGUUUCCCUGAGAUGAGAUCAAGUUUGUAUUUCUUGGGCUUUUAGGGUAUGUAAGAGCAGGGCCUUAAGUAAAUGGGCUAGUCUGAAGAAGCCCAAUUUAGAAAGUUCAUGUAUAGCAGUAUAGGUGUGUAAAGGAGCUGAGCUGAAUCUCAAUUAUAGCAUCUUUAGAAUGGACUUAAA